Diversispora eburnea is the source of this 792-nucleotide messenger RNA. The record is from the annotation of a GenBank genome assembly. NCBI's taxonomy places the organism in Eukaryota, Fungi, Glomeromycota, Glomeromycetes, Diversisporales, Diversisporaceae.
AUGACAAGAAUAAUUGUCAAAGAGUGGAGUGAGCUUAUUUCAGACCCUAUUGGUUUAUCCGAGCAAGAUCAACGAGUUUUCGACCAUAAUGUUCUGCCAUCGGUGAAAGACGAAGUAUCAGUGACAUUGCGACUUAAUGUUAAGAGUUACCCUAAAUUAUGGGGUUUUAUUUUUAUUAAAGGAUCGCACGAAGUCAGACAAAGAACGCCUUCUCUUUCUUUAACAGAAAAGUGUACAUUAUAUCCUCGCUACUCUUCUAACAAGGAUUGGGAUUUAGGAACCGGGCCUCCUGCUCAGACAUUGAGUGAAGAACUUCAAUUAAAUAGAUGGUAUCACAUAGCUGUUACAGUUUCUGACAUUGAAAAAAGAUUGGAUCUAUUUGUGGACGGUAUAAAAAUAGAAUCUGGAUGUAUCGCUCAAGUCAUAAAGGAACAUGUUGAGUUUAAUGAACAACCAUUUAGUGUUGGCCAUACUGGCUCUGUACCAGGGUUUAAUGGUCAAAUAAGCAAUGUUCGUUAUUUCAACUGGCGUUUAUCUGCCGAAGAGGUGAAAAAUGAUUCUCUCGAUUUUGGCAAUGCAAGACAGUAUGGGUUUUUAGUUGAAAGAGUUAAAAAUUCCAAACGUUCUCCAGAUCUCGAUGAUAUACCACUUAAAGAUGGUUUUAAAAUCAGAGAUGCUUAUUCCGGAAGCAUAGAGCUUGUGGGAGACAUUUAUAAUGUAAUCUAUGGGAUAGCAUCUGUACAAAUAGGAGAGGCUAAGCCAGGUGAUUGGGUGUGGACUACUAAUCCCUAG